GUCGGGGUUGGGGCACGGAAACUCUCUCUUUGGUUCUCUCCGUCCCCUAUUCUCCGAUCCGAAACGCUCUCUCUCCUCCAAUCCCCUCCUCCUCUAAGGCGACGCACCCACAUCGAUACAAAACAGUGUAGAGAGAGAGAGAGAGAGAGAGAGAGAGGGGGGGAGAGCGAGGGAGCGAGAUCGAGAUCGAGAGCGAACACUUCCCCCACCUCAUUUCCUCUCCCCCUCUCUCUUCUAUCUCUCUCUCCUCCUCCACCUCCUCCUCGGUUCCCGAGCCACACGGCGAAGCCGAGCUCCUCCGUGGCCGUCGCUGGGCGAUUCGACGCCGGGGGCGAGGAUCGGGAUCCACAGCGUUCUCUGACACAGGUGAAGAACUACUAAUGGAGUCAAAUAUGGAAGGCGCUCUCCCUAAGCCAAAAAAGGAUAAAUCUAAAUCCCCAAGACCUUCAAAAAAGAGCCGUAAAAUGUCAUCUCAAACUUCUGAGGUUAAUACAAAGGAUAAUACUGAUCUUUCUGCUGAAGAUCAGUCAAAUCAGCUGAUUAUUUACAACCCUGAACAUUCGAAUGAUGAAAGUCAAGAUGCGCUUGCAGUUUCUGAAAAUAUGGAAAACCAUUCUGCAAACCGAAUUUUGCCUUCUAUUGGGGCAUUCACUGUACAAUGUGCAACUUGUUUUAAAUGGCGGCUUAUUCCGACUAAAGAAAAAUAUGAGGAAAUUCGUGAAAACAUACUGCAAGAACCUUUUGUAUGUGAGCGGGCCCGCGAGUGGCGGCCUGAUAUAUUAUGUGAAGAUCCAGAAGAUAUAUCUCAGGAUGGCAGUAGGCUAUGGGCAAUUGAUAAACCUAAUAUCGCGCAACCACCUCCUGGUUGGGAAAGGUUGCUCAGAAUAAGAGGUGAAGGGAGCACCAAGUUUGCUGACGUGUAUUAUGCUUCUCCAACGGGGAAGAGACUGCGAUCUAUGGUUGAAAUUCAAAGGUACUUGAUUGAACACCCGGAGUACAUUAAACAAGGUGUGAAUUUAUCACAAUUCUCGUUCCAGAUUCCUAGACCUCUGCAAGAAAACUAUGUGAGGAAACGUGCUCCACGCAUGACAAAUCCUCUUGAUGGUUCUAGUUUAGGGCUUUCAAGGCCACUCGAACCUGAAGAAGUGAAUCCUUUGUCGUGGGCCGCCCCUCCGACACGAAGAGAGCUCGAGACCGGUGGAUCAGUUUCGCCUCCCCCUUCCUCCGAGCCGGUCGAGCCAUCAACAUCGUCCGAGAUGGAGAAGACGGUAAAGCCGCGCGACGAUCCUAUCUGCGAUCAGCCGAACAUCAAGUUAGAAGAAUCUGAACUGUCCAGAAGCACUUCUUCCCUUGAGCUUUAACUAGCGCAAUCCGCUUUGCCUGGUGCCCCUUUUGGUUUUCGGUCUUUGCCUACUUCUCGAUAUGGUAAGCAGAGAAAAGCGAGGCAGGGAAGAGUAAGUGGAUCUCUAGAUAGGGCACGGAUAGAGCUCUAUUUUGUACUCUUUAGAUGUUAAAUUCAUGGGUGGAUAUGCAGUGACAUGGGGUUUUUGGAAAGAUGGAUAGAAGAACAUAAAUGAGUGUCGCUACAAAAGAUAAAACAAGAAGAAAAAAAAAAAAAUCAUGCUCCUUGUUUGUUGUGUUUUGGACUAUAUACAGAUUAGUGCUCUUAACUUUAAAUUGUUCUUCUCUUCAUUCUCAUCUAUUAGAUGUGUACUUUUAAAGCUUCGAUCGCAUCGCAACCUGCCUCGACAGUUUAUUUAUAAGCAAACUAUUCGCGGCAGAGUCGGGAACAUUGAUACAGCUUUUUAAGCCUUUGCUGGAUUGAACUGGCUCUAUCAUUCUAACUUGAAUCCUCUCUUUUAGGAGGUGGGUGUACACUUAGUUUUGUUCUCAAGGAAAUUUGAUGGUU
This is a messenger RNA of Ananas comosus (pineapple), 1909 nucleotides long. RefSeq names its product methyl-CpG-binding domain-containing protein 2. Gene Ontology annotation, molecular function: zinc ion binding; DNA binding. The record is from RefSeq and is a predicted model, not a curated record. The transcript is spliced from 5 exons. Bases 381 to 1361 code for a protein of 326 amino acids. NCBI's taxonomy places the organism in Eukaryota, Viridiplantae, Streptophyta, Magnoliopsida, Poales, Bromeliaceae.